CGCCGUUCGGGCGCGAGCGCGGGCUUGUGUGUGGAUUUUAGUAAUUGGCCGACCGCCGACCGGUUUGAACCGCUCUCAGCCGCUCGCAACCGGUUUUUCCCGCUCGUGCCGAUCGCGACACCUGUCAUCGCGAACAUUAAGCCUGUGCGUGUCAAACAUAACGUUUAAUGGAACCGUAAUUUAAGUGAGUGUUAGCACUAAGGAACCCAGUUUUGGAGUUUGUUUCCAUGUAAAUAAUAAAUAUUUAAUACUGACAGUUUAGUAAUAACUUUGCAAUAAGUAAUGUGUGUUGUUUAUGUGUCGUCGUGUUUAUGUGGAUUGCUAGUUAUAGACGGAGUGAGAGAUGAAUAAAGAAAUAUUAGGGUUAAGAUGUAAUCUGAGGGAUUACUUUGAGUGCCCGGAAUAUUUUAUAUGACCGGCUUGGAAGAUGGAGAGCUCUCUGAGAGCCAGCCCAACCCGGGUUCUGUCGCUGUGGACGCUCCUCCUCGGCACUUUUAACAUUGCAGGUCUGCGACCGCCGCCGAGUGUCAUGGCGGAGUCUCUAGACGCCGUGAAGGUGUCAGCAGUCUCUGGCGGCGAGGCGACACUGCCCUGUGACACUCGCUCGCCGCAGCCCACAGACGUGUUGCUGCUAGUCGUGUGGUAUAAGGACGACGUGCCUAUUUACAGCUACGACGCCCGCGUCAAGACAACAUCCGCCCACUGGUCUGAUAACAUUCUAGCUGGGCGGGCGAAGUGGCAAGUGACUCAGCCAUCCAUGCUGAGGAUACACGACGUCGUGGCCUCCGACCGAGCUCUGUACCGGUGUAGAGUCGACUUCAAGAUAUCGCCUACAAGGAACCACAAGAUCAUCCUUGAUGUUAUAGAGUUGCCGGAAAAGCCGAAGAUUUUCGAUGAGAGAGACAAAGAAGUCGUGGGCGUAGCUGGGCCCUACAUAGAAGACACGAGCCUAAAACUUACCUGUGUUGUAAGUGGAGGUAACCCUCUCCCACGCCUCCGAUGGUGGCGCGACGACAAAGUCAUAGCUACCCUCAUGCCAGUCGACGACGGCUCUGGCCUCAACUCCUUGGAACUCCGGAUACCGAAGCUCACCAGGGAAUAUUUCGAAGCAGUGUACACCUGCACAGCUGAUAAUACGCUGCUAGUCCAGCCGUUGAGGGUCAACGUCCAGAUUCAGCUGUACUUGAGACCUCUAAUAGUGGAGAUUCUGGCGAGAGAACAGCCGUUAUCAGUUGGACAGGAGGCUGAACUGGCCUGCAAGGCAGUUGGUGCCAGGCCCCCCGCCAUCAUCUCCUGGUGGUUAGAUGAGAAGCCCCUGAUUGCUCAUUCACAAAAGAACUCAGAAGACCGUAACGAAACGGUAUCGCUUCUACGCUGGACACCCCAGAUGGAGCACGACGGCCGAAUACUGACGUGUAGAGCGGCGCAUGUAAAGCUCGAACACACUACAAUAGAGACUACUAUGUCCCUCAAUUUGCACUAUGUGCCAAUAGUAGUCCUGGAGCUAGGCUCCAAGUUAAACCCUAACGACAUUGAAGAAGGCGACGACGUGUACUUCGAGUGCGUGGUGCGAGCAAAUCCCCCGGCCUACAAAGUUGUGUGGGAACACAAUAACCAAGUGAUGACGCACAACCAAAGGGCCGGCGUCAUAGCCGGGUCAGCGCACCUGGCCUUACAAGGGGUGUCCCGGGAACAGGCCGGCCGGUACGUGUGUACUGCGAGCAACGUCGAGGGCGAUGGGAAGUCUCAACCGGUCAAUCUACAAGUUAUUUAUAAGCCGGUAUGCACAAACCCCCUAACUGCCAUCGUUGGGGCAGCAUUCAACGAAGCUGCCAAAGUGACGUGUGAGGUGGACGCAUUCCCUCCGCCCAAGAACUUCCAGUGGACUCUGAAUAACUCUAUGGGGACUACUGAACUGGACGCGUCAAAAUUCACGGUGGACAGCGCGGGCCGAUCCAUCCUGACAUAUACUCCUACAGUAGAGACCGACUACGGGUCCCUAUCCUGCAGAGCCACCAAUCUAGCUGGGCAGCAGAUUGAGCCCUGCCGGUAUAACUUACUACCAGCUGUGAGGCCAGACCCUCCAUUCAACUGCUCAACAGUCAACCUGACUGACGACUCAGCUGAACUACGAUGUGUUGCUGGUUACGACGGCGGUCUUCACACCAUAUACUUCGUCGAGGCGUGGGAGACUGGGACGCUAAUUGCCAAUGCUUCUACCCCGACCCCCACUUGGAAGUUACGAGGUCUGGGCUCAGGGAAAGCCUUGAAGCUUGUGUUCUAUGCUCACAAUGCGAGGGGGAGAUCUGAAACUACUACGUUGAGAGUACACACGCUCUCGCGGUUGGCGUUACAUACAGAAGCAAAGGCAUCCGCCGGCAACGUCGACACCAGCUGGGCGCUCGGGAUCAUAGCUGGCACCAUCGGGACCCUAGCAGCGGUGGCUGUCAUAGCGCUGCUCGCUAGGAGAAGGCACCACCGGCCUAUGCAGUACGAAGCUCCGCUACAAACCGUGAAGGGGUACAAAACGACGAUCCACAACACAAACCACUCGCCGAUGCAACCGGACGAUAAAAACCCAGACGUUGUGCCGCUGGGUAAAGAUUUCAACUGCACCCGGGACUCCGAGCGGCCACCAGAGCCGCCUCCUUACGGUGCAGUAGUGUCUCCACCUGUCGGUUCUUCCAGAAGUGUACACAGUCUUCAUCAGCACGAAGUACGGUCUACCACUCCCCACACGCCCAACACGCCGGCGUCUGAUGCUCAGAGCAUCGGAACCUUAGCGGAAGACCGUCGCAGCGUGACCAGUGGCACCCUCUCCCGGCGGAGAGAGGUGGUCACGACGCGGACGCCAUUGCUAGCCAAUGCGCGGGAGAGCUGCGUUUAGAUAUAUCGAGCACGCUAACUUUGAAUUAAGGGAAACUGCUAGCUGAUUUUUUAUAUUUUUUUGUUUCCUUUUUAAUAAAUAACUUUUUAUGGCAGUGUUUUUGUUCGUUAUUCGUUUUUUUCUUUUUCCUGAUAGUAACAACUUGUAUGUGAUUUUUGUUUAAUUUUCUUAAUUAUUAGUAAAUCGUGGUCAUCACUAAAAUAAACUUGAUCAAUUUAUUUCGCGUUGGUUCGACUUUACACCGUUUGGGAUUUUUUUGUUAUCUAUUUUUCUUCUACAUUAUUUUAAAGUUUCUAGGCAUUGCCAAAAUAAUUUAUAUGAAUAUGUAUGUAUGUUUUAAAAGUUGUUUUUAAGUAAAUUUUUAUACUUUCUUCGAAAGUUCAUUACAAGUUCGUAUUCUACUUUA
Ostrinia nubilalis (European corn borer) is the source of this 3293-nucleotide messenger RNA. RefSeq names its product nephrin-like. Gene Ontology annotation, molecular function: protein binding. The record is from RefSeq and is a predicted model, not a curated record. The transcript has 17 exons. The coding region runs from base 428 to 2887 and encodes 819 amino acids. Lineage: Eukaryota; Metazoa; Arthropoda; Insecta; Lepidoptera; Crambidae.